This is a messenger RNA of Cyprinus carpio (common carp), 3137 nucleotides long. RefSeq names its product ras-related protein Rab-3B-like. NCBI's taxonomy places the organism in Eukaryota, Metazoa, Chordata, Actinopteri, Cypriniformes, Cyprinidae. The record is from RefSeq and is a predicted model, not a curated record. Gene Ontology annotation, biological process: protein secretion; protein localization to plasma membrane; regulation of exocytosis. Gene Ontology annotation, cellular component: endosome; synaptic vesicle; plasma membrane. Gene Ontology annotation, molecular function: GTPase activity; GTP binding.
UUUUUGGGGUCGCAGUUUCUAAUCUGAUUUUAAUCGUUUACAUUCAGCGCUGGAUUAGACCGAUAGAGUUAAACGUAGGUUUAUUCUUGCCGUUGCCCCACCCUACUGUAGACAGCGCGCUUUUAAAUAAACCCGACAAUAAAUCUCCAUAAAACCACUGUCAUUCGCUAAUUUACGCGAUAAUACGCAUGUAAAAGCAGGCGUUUUGGACGCGUUCACAGCCGAGUCGGUGAGCACGCGUCGUCAGGUGCUGCAGCGUCCAUAAACGCCCUCCUGCACGAGCACCAGACGAGAGCUGCGCUUAAAUCCGAGAUGGCAAAAGCCGACCAACGCUUCGGGCAGAGAGAUGGAUCUGAUCAGAACUUUGACUACAUGUUCAAACUCCUGAUUAUUGGCAACAGUAGUGUAGGAAAGACCAGCUUUUUAUUCAGAUAUGCAGAUGACUCCUUUAGCAACUCUUUCGUCAGCACAGUCGGCAUCGACUUUAAGGUGAAGACGGUUUACAGGAACGACAAGAGAGUGAAGCUCCAAAUAUGGGACACAGCGGGACAGGAGCGCUAUAGAACUAUUACAACAGCUUACUAUAGAGGAGCCAUGGGCUUCAUCCUCAUGUACGACAUCACAAAUGAAGAGUCCUUCAAUGCAGUGCAGGACUGGGCAACACAGAUUAAGACCUAUUCAUGGGAUAAUGCUCAGGUGAUAUUAGUGGGGAAUAAAUGUGACAUGGAUGAGGAAAGGGUGGUGUCUUUUGAGAAGGGGAAACACUUGGCCGACCAGUUAGGGUUUGAGUACUAUGAUGCCAGCGCCAAGGAGAACAUCAACGUCAGACAAGUAUUUGAGCGCUUAGUUGACAUUAUCUGUGUGAAGAUGUCUGAGAGAGUCGAUACGGAUCCAUCCAUGGUCACCGGUGCCAAAACCACCCGGCUAACCGAUAAGCCACCCCAGCUACCUCAGAAUUGUUGCUGAUUUCCAUCUUGACCCAUAUGCCAACUUAUCAGCAGCAGAUCCGAUGUUGUUUGGUUUGAUGUUAUGUAAUAUGGCAAUUGGAACCAAUCUGGGGUGCGUUUUAUAGUAUGAUGCAUCGUUAGAAAAAUUAAUUAACUAGUGACGACUGUUUCUGGAAAUUGUAGUAACAUGGUCACAUCUUCAUCAUUUAAACAUGUUGGUCCAACAAUAUAGAAUUGUCGUUAAUGGUGUCGCAUACAGGCAAUGGAGUAAAAACGUCUGAUAAAUAAUCGAUUCCAUAGUUUAUAGUUCAAGAGAACGCUGUUAAUUUUUUUAAAUCGCGUUAACGUAGUAUGUAAUUGGCGUACACUUUACUUCCCUAUACACUGGGUUGUUUCAGUCAGCAUCUUCUCCACAACGUAAUUUCUCUGAGAUUCUACGAACGUAGCAUCUAAGGAUUACUUAACUAUUUCGUUCCCCUUGUUUUUCUUUUAUUUGAUGUACGAUUCAUCACAUGUUCCCUUUUCCGUCAUACUCCAGGGUUCCGUACGCAUUUACACACAAGUGUACUCUUCAAAAAUGCUGCUUAUUGUAGACGCGCUAAAAUACAUAUAAUACAAUGCAUAUACAUUUAGAUGUCAUGCUAACAAGAAACUAAGCUCCUAACCACAUGUCAAAAGCUGUAGUUCCAACCACGCAUUUUUUGCGAAAAUUCAUUGGAACUAUGGUUUCGGGAAACAUUGAAUCAUUGAACUUUGUUGAUAGCGACAGAACUUGUGACCAUAGUUGGCUAACGAUGCGGGAAACGCACCCUUGUUUGUUUGUAGCUGUUAAACACAUGAAGUAGUUCAGUAAUAAUAGUACACUUCUAACUUAAUCAGUCCAUAGGAAACUUAAAGCAGGGACUAGAGCAAAGCACAAAAACUAUUACUUGGCUCUCAGAACUUAAGUGUUCACUGUUGAAACUAGAUUUAAAACACAAUCUGUUGUGGCACAAUCUUGCUAAUCUUAUGAAUUAUAUAUUGAGUGUACUGUAGUAGUAUAUGAGUACUUUUAAGGGAUAGUUCACCCAAAAAUAAAAACUGUCAUCAUUUGCUGAUCCUCAAGUUGUACCAAAUUUUUAUGAGUUUCUUUUUUCUGUUAAACACAGAAUGUAGAGAAUGUUGUUAACCAAACAGUCGACGGUAGCCAUCGUCUUCUAUAGUAUGGAGAAAAAUACUAUAGAAGUGAAUGGCUACCAGCAGUUGUUUGCAUCAUACAGAUUUUGAACAACAUGUGAAUGAGUAAACGAUGACAGAAUGGGUGAACUAUCCCAUUAGUGAAGGUAAAAUGGUGGAUAUUAUGUUAAAAGGCACAAAAAUAAACUCAGACUUUUGCAAAAUGGCCAUUAUGCAGUUUUCAGGGUGGUUUCAAUGCUCUGAUUUGAUUGGAUCAGAAGCAGAUGCACAUUGUAUGUUGGACUCCAUCUAUUAACUGCUGGCACAGUAUGUGUUUUGAGAAAAUGAGCACUUGCUUAAGCUUUCUUUAUGUUAAGAGAGAAAAAAAUGUGAUGUUUAGUGAAUUCAUGAUUAGGUAUGCUAAAUAAAAUUCAUGUCUCACACAAAAAUAUGAUAUUAAAUUCAUGUUAAACUUAGUAUUGUCAGAAACCACAUGUAACAGUUGUGAGUAAUAAUAGACUGAACACGAUCAGCACAUUUCAUAGUCAGGUGACGUUCAAAAGAUAUUAUUCUUCGCUCAAGUCCUCGAGCAGAACAGCAAGAUAUAUUGUGAACUCGUGCCAGGAUGUCUUUAUAUUUCAGAAACUUGUAGCAAAUCCUUGUGGGUUCGUGUAUGUAUAAUCUACUUUGGACUUUUAUCAAGUGACGUACGAGUAUUUUCUGUAACUAUAGUCAAAAUUAUUCCAAAUGAGAUAUUUUUAAUUCAGAUGUUAUAGGCUACUUUUUGUUUUUCUGAGUAGAUAUUUAUUUUUAUGCUGCUGGAAUAUAGUUGUACCUUUGCUGUCAGUGUAUUUUGAUUUGUAGACAAUUUGCACUGGGGCAUACAGUGAUUGUACAGUUGUGAAUGUUACUUUUAGAUGCAAUUUGUAACAAUAAAAGCACAAAUCACAUAUAAUAAUGCUAAUAUUUACAUGCCACGUCUGUCAUUGUAUGUAUGGUAUGCUCAUGGCCAGUAUAAUAAAGAUAUAUACUAUA